Molecule: messenger RNA, 14675 nt
Organism: Paramuricea clavata
Lineage: Eukaryota; Metazoa; Cnidaria; Anthozoa; Malacalcyonacea; Plexauridae
Source: the annotation of a GenBank genome assembly
AACUGCGUUUCCUCAGCCAAUGACGACGAAGCAAGAUGUAACGUACCUGUUAAGAAUCGUGACGUACACAAUUCAGCCAAUAAGAAUGAAGAUGGACAUACCACAGCCAGUGAGAAGGGAGAUAUCUGUCACACAGCCAAUAAGGAAGGAGAAAGCUGUAAUAUCGAUUGGACAGCUGAAUUAACCGAAGACGAUAUGAGUUUGAAAAGUCAAAUAUCAAAUUCUAGUGCGACAACUAGUUUGGAAGUGGAAAUAAAAUUGCAGAAACUGUCGAGCAGUGACAUUCAGAACGUCUCUUAUAAGAUAAAGAGUUUGUCGUGGAACGAAGACGCAACGAGGCAUGAUGUGUGCAAUAAUGUUGACAAUUGUUCACACGAAAAUCUGUCUGAGAAUCAUAAAGUUGUUUCUCAUGAGAGAGAUGCUCAUUCAGUCUCAAAUCGGUUCACUUGUACCCAAAUUAUCUCUGAGGAAAUGGAAAAUGCUCCAAUUGAAUGUAAAUGUAAAGAUUUCGAUGAAUCGUCGCAACAUGGGAAGACCCUUCCAACACAGAACAAACGCAAAGUUUGACAAAAGAGCAAAAUAUUUCCAACUCAGUUCAAUAUUUAUCCACGAAGAAAGACCCUAAUGGCUAUAUUUCAGAAAUAAAUCCUAUUUCAAAGAAGGAUCGUUCUUACAAUAAUCAACUAGAUGAUUGCAAACAGGAAGAAGCAAAUCCUAUAAAUAUUAAUGAAGAACCUUAUAAAGAUAGCACAAAGCCCGUUCAUCUUGCAAAUAUGAAAACAUUGCCAAAGAAACUAGCAGGACUUUGCUUACUUGAUGCAAAGGUGUAUCUGAAUAAGAAAGAAGGUCUUACAUCAUCCAGUUCAGGCGCAGUGAAAAAUUCCAAUAUAUCUGCUCCACAGAAUUCUUUGGGCAGUGUGAAUGUAAAUGGUGAUGCACACCCGGAAACUCACUCUGGGGAUAACCUCCAACAUUUACCCUCUAGCGGGAUUCACCCACCGAAACACUCAGGAGAUGGCCUCCCAACCCUCCCUCCCAGAGAUUCCCAUCCACUGACUAACUCACCGAUUGAACUCCCAGCUUUAUCCUCCAGUGAAGUCCACCAGUCGAUACCCUCUAGUUGUGUACUUCCACAACACAGUUCAGGUAUCUCAGGACAGGUUGGAUUUGCUGAAGUAACUCCCAAGAAUUUUGAUAUCCACACGCCUCUGAAUGGUCAACAUACUGGAAAGAUUAAGAAUCCAAAUUAUUCGUCAUUCGCGGUAAGAGUAUUCAUUUCUCAAAUCGUAUUUAUCUAGUAGUCACUACUGUAAUCAGGGUUCAUAGCGGUCUUUAAGGUCUUUGAAAAGUCUUUGAAUUGUGUGAAAAAGCAACGAAAGUCUUAAAAAUCUUUAAAUUCUUUAGUGAGUAUUUGAUUAUACGAUUUCCUAGCUAAUAAAAUCGAUUGAUUGAAGCAAGAUUUUCGCAAAUAUCGACGAAAAGGCACAUUUUAGCAUGUGAUUUGACGGGACUAAUUAUUGGGUAAAAAUGGUGCUUACACUCGCAAUUUUUCGAAAGCUGAUUUCUCUCAAAGGUCUUUGAAAAGUCUUUGAAAAUAGGCAGAAAAAAUCUUUGAAAGUCUUUGAAUUUUUUUGGUGUUGGAGACUACGAACCCUGUGUAAUUAACAGUGAAGAGAUUUUCUGUGACCACUAGCCAAAUGUUCUCAUGAAAUAAUCAGAGAAAUCUAGGAAUAUUGGCUAAACGUAUGUGGCAAUAACUUUUAAGCGCUAACAAGCUUUUACAAUAAGUGUAUAAAACACAUUUGGUGGACAUUUUGCUAAAGGCCAUAGACCAUUUACAGAUUUUCUGGACUGUAGCAUUUUACACGCAUAGCCUCACCUUUAUUUUUUGAUUUCUUUUGAAUUUUAUUCAGUUUUUUCUGCAAAUGGUCUAUGGUACACGAGACAACUUUCUCUGAAACUUGACAUAUAAUUUCGGACCCAAAGCAUGCAUUUAUGUACUAUAAAUAUGUAAACGUACUCACAUACCGCAGACUCGCUGACACUUUACGAAAUAUUACCAUCCUCUUAAUGAGGUGCAAUUCUCUUUAAAACGUUUCUCCCUCGUGAUUCACAGGAAUUUUUUUACAAAAACAUUAAUGUUUUGAAGAUGGGAAAUAAUACUAUUCUUGUAAACCAUUUGUAAAACCCAUCAAUGGAUAACGCGAAUAAUUACCAUCAAUGGUACCAUUAAUAUGAAACAAAAUUACGAGAAAUGGGAAAUCAUUUUGAAAAGAAUAAACCAUUACUGGAUUGUACUAUAAAACAUAUUUUUUCGCAUUUAUUUAAUGUUAUUGAAUUUGUUAAUAAGAAUUAUACAUAUACCAGUAUAAAAAUUACUUUCUCCAUUCACGGUUUUUUUCCCUGUGAUAAUAGGAAGCUCUUACUCCAGCAAUAAUACAUAAAUGUCGAAAGAAAUCGUCGAGUUCAAUGGACAACAUUCUCGUGCAAUGUGAACAACGAACAGUUUUGAAAUUCACCGACGUUCUUUCACCAAGGUAUGUUCACCUGUUCUAAAGUAUGGCAUGGAACUAAAAAAGACAAAGUAUACAUUCAGAGAAAAGGCUACAUGGAGUGUGUGUGUGUGUGUGUUUGAGGGUAGGAAGAAAUUUGCCCGAAUAGACCUUUCCCCUGUCAUAAGUUUCCCCAUUCAGUUUGAUCAUCUGAUUAUCAAUUUCCCGUUUGUAAUGCAAAAUGACUGAAAAACUGCAAACUUCGCAAGGCUAUAUUAUCCGCAUUUUACAACAUUUCGCAGCGAAACUUCGGAAUAUUACUAAUUUUGUGAUGCUCUUUCAAGACUUGUUCAGACUUGUCUAGAUCAAAAUUUCACUCAAAAAGGGAAAGGUCUAAUAUAUAUAUAUAUAUAUAUAUAUAUAUAUAUAUAUAUAUAUAUAUAUAUAUAUAUAUAUAUAUAUAUAUAUAAGUAUAUAUAUAUAUAUAUAUAUAUAUAUAUAUAUAUAUAUAUAUAUAUAUAUAUAUAUAUAUAUAUAUAUAUAUAUAUAUAUAUAUAUAUAUAUAUAUAUAUAUAUUUCGCACGACCUUACGUAUUUAUUGUGCAUUUAAAUUUAUUUGCCGCAUCUUUUUUCCCAAUUUACGUUAACAAUUUACCCAACUUCAAUUGGGGCUGAAUAAAUAAAAGAUCGUUUAUGGCCAUAUAUUUGAUUGAUACAAAACGAGUCAAGUCCGAGCAAAAACCUGUUUAUAUGGUCGUUAUUUCAAAGUAAUCUUUUUUCUACCACAGUGUUCUGGCAAAAUGUGUGAAAGUUGGCGAAGGAACUUUCGGUGAAGUUUAUAAGACAAACGACGGUGUUCAAGAUAUUGCAUUAAAGGUUUGUAUAAAUAGAGUCCAAUAUGUCAAUUACAAAAUGAAUUGUUAAUUCUGCUUAUACUUGCUCGUGGCGCCAGGGAGUUUAACUGAAAUGAACAACGUUGGAUUGGAUCAAAUCAAAUCAAAUGGUCACACAAUUUUCAGAAAACUAAAACUGAUAUGACGCAAGUUGAAUGAGCGCUUUUCUUAACUCUCGCAACAUUCCCGCGCGUGUUUGGAUCAGGCCAUCCAAACACGGAAACCACAAAGUAAUUGUAUAAUUACACAUGCAGAAUGAAACAAUACCACAAUUUAGGAAAUUCAUUGCUGGUAAAACUCGCCGUUCAUGUACCUUAAUUCUGCUGGUCUUUCGCAGAUCCAAUCAUCAAUAUGUCGCUGCGGCGUAGUAUACUAGAUUUAAGCUUAAAUUAGAUUUCGGACCAUGUAUAUAUUACAUGGAAUAACCAAUCGUUGAAUUGAUAUAGCACCAAUAAUACUCUGUGCAGAAUGCUGUCAACAACAAAACGAUAACUCUGCAUGAUGUUCAUCGACAAAACGUAAUGCCAGUUCUAAGUCGUGAUUUUUGUCUUCGAGUAUUUGAACGAGAAACGAGGUCGCACAAUGACUCAUCUACAAGAUGUUAAAAAAACUUUAAAACUUUAAAUAUUAAUUAGACGAAACCGAAUUUAAGUUUUAAUUAGAGCUGUCACAUUACUACAAUACGUUAGGCCACAUAAAAUAAAUUCCUUGAUUCUCAUCACUAGACUUUGAAAAUGUCGAAGAGCCGGGAGGUUUAUAUUUUAUAUUUAUAUAAUUUAUCAUCAAUAAAUAAAAAACUGAUAAUUCCUAACAUUUAAUAUUUCUGUGAUUUCCAAAGUGAAGUGUUACAAACCAAAAUGAACAUAUUUCUCCACGAACAAUGACUGAACCCUUCAACUGAAUGCGAAGUUCCGUUAAAAUGCAAUGAAAUUUCUUUCAAGGUUCUAUUUGUUUGAAAUUGGCAGUUUAAAAUGGCACUAAAAACCCAAUUUUAAAUAUAAAAAACUUAACUGUCUUGAAAUAUUUUGUCGGGCGGUUCAUUUAUAUUGUAUAACAAAAUAUAAAAAAAUUUCACGCGGCUCUUAAAAUACAGUCGGGCGGUGAUGAGAAUCAAGGAAUUUAUUUUAUGUGGCCUUAUAGCUAAUUUGAAUUUGAAAGGGUUCAGUUGUUUUUUUAUACACACUGUAGAACAAUGGUGUAAUCACCUGCAACUUAAGACCAAAACGCUGCGAAAACGAUUAGUGCAUGUGCAGUGACGUAGUCAUACGCGGGGUGUGUAAAAAAACCGAGACCUUUAGAAAUCAAGCUAUUGUUGGAAUUUGAAUGCAUAGCACUAUCCUCAACCCACGGUUGCGUAAAAUAGAGUAGAAACGAAUUUUAUGCAUGACAAAGUUAUUUAAUUAAAGGCACAGUUCAGCCUUUUGAACGAUGGUUUUUAAGGCGCAUUUCAGCCCUUUUAAUUGAAAAAACUAACUAGGAAAAUCAAUUAAAAGCAUAAUUCAAGAUCACCAAACUUAAUGUUUUUAACAUUUUAAAACAUUUUUAUUGUUAAAAACAUCGAGUUCACUGAUUUUGAAUUAUGCUUAAUUGAUUUUCCUAGUUAGUUUUUUCAAUUAAAAGAGCUGAAAUGCGCCUUAAAAACCAUCGUUCAAAAGGCUGAACUGUGCCUUUAAUUGCUGUAAAUUAAUGGUUGGAUAAGAACACUAGGUCUUGUACUCAUGGGGCAAAACUCAAAGAAAUUAGAAAAUUUAAAAGAAAUCCACUAUUCCUUGUGUUCUUACCCAACCAUUAAUUCAAGGCAAUUCGGGGCUGUUCAUAUGAGCCCUGCUCUGCCGGGCUGGUUUUCAAGUGCCGAGAUCCCGCCUCACAUAUUGUUUGUAUAUUAAUUUAGGAUUGGGUUCAUAUGAGAAGCGGGCCAGCCCGGUUUGCCGGGAUCUCGCUUGAGCGAGGCAAGAUCCCGGCUUGCCGGGCUUAUAUGAAUGCACAACCGGGCUAGCCCGGCGGGCUGGAAAUUUGCGUGCUUUAUUCCACUGAUAAACAGUCCAAAAUGUCCAAAACUAUAGGAAUUUAUCGAAAUUAAACCUCCUGAAGUUGUUGCCGUCGACAAAAAUAAAAUUUUGCCAAAUAAACACGAAUUUUAUUUCCCCGCUAAAAUAUCGCGGGAAAUCGUUACUAUGAAUAGAUAUGAUUGCCGGGCUAGCCCGCCUCAUGUGAAAGCAAAGCGGGCCAGCUCGGCAAAGCGGGCCAGCUCGGCAAAGCGGGCCAGCUCGGUUAACCGGGCUCAUAUGAACAGGCCCUUAGAGCUGUCAAAUUACUACAAUACGUUAUAGCUAAUUUGAAUUUUAUACACCCUGUAUAUUCCCUUGUCAAGGGAGAACAAUACGAAAACGGAUUAUUAUGGAUGUAGCCUACGUUAAUUGAUGCUCACGCUGGUACCGCUGAACUGAAUACUAUCCGGAUUAUAGGCGCGUGUGAAUCCGAGUUCGGGAUCAAAUUCAGACAAAAUUUUACGAGUUUGUUUGUUUUUCUUUCGGAUCAGAUUUUUGUAGUAGUUCCUCAUCAGAUCGAAUCGGAUAUAUUUUUGCUACUGUUUGAGUACUGGUUAUGUGUCAGUUUUGUUAUUUAACGUCAUUAACCUCGCGAAAACGCAAUUGAUCUGCCACUUUACUUCAACCACUGAUCUAUUUCUAGAUCAGUGACUUCAACUUUGGUUUAAUGCUUCACAAUUAUGGUUGAGAUUUUAGAAUUUUAAGAAAACACAAGAUCUUCGUCAAGCGUUUCUUUGACCAUGGAUAGUAUAAAGACAGAGGUAUAAAGACUUAGGACAAUCCAUAGUCUUAUUAUCAUCCAUGCUUCGAUCAAAAAUGUUCAUUUAAAAAAUGUUAGUAUGUUACCCAGUAUCUGCAUCCCACAUAUAGGAUCAGAUUGCGAUUUUAGCAUUCGAGAGCCUUCAGUAAAUAAUAAAUUGAAACGUUGCGAAGGCUCUGGUUCAACGGGAGGAUUCUUUGAUUAAACCGCGCCAAUCACAAAACAGAAUUUGUGGUUUUAGUACAGAAUCUGCAUGUACUAAAACCACUAAUUCUGUUUUGUGAUUGGCGCGGUUUAAUCAAAGAAUCCUCCCGUUGAACCAGAGCCUUCGCAACGUUUCAAUUUAUUAUUUACUGAAGGCUCUGGAAUCCAGGGUAGCAUCGGAUCGGAUGUGAUAAAACAUUUUUCGGCUUGAUUGGGAUCGGAUUACAUUUUUUAGCUUCGAAAUCGAUCGGAUUCGGAACUUGGACAAAACUUUGGAUUCAAAGUCAAAGAGCCGAUUCGACGUACACCUCUAAUUCGGAUUUUUGGGGUUUUUUUCUUCAAAUAUACGGAUUCAUGAGGGGUUUAGACUACACAGCCUGACCGAUUUAACUGUUAGAUUUAAGAGCAAUGAAUUUAGAAGACACACGCAGGAUUGGAGCAAAUUAAUUUGGAUUCUUUACGGAAAGCGUUUACACGAGAAUUUAUUUCCGCAUUUAUACUCUAUCUGUGAUUAUCUUGUAUCAAAUUCAUGAUUAUUAUAACGGCAAAAUCAAUCCGAUAUGAUAUAUUCCCCGGGAUUUGCAACGAAUCCGAAAAUGUUUGGUGUGUGUAUCUGGAGAUCUGAAAACUGUUUUCCAAAUAGGUUUAAGAUUUGAUACAACUUUCCUGAAAGGUAGCUAGAAAGGUACCUGGAAUACUUUCAAACCUGUGUUAAAUACUAAUAUAUACGAGAGUUUAAGAGUUUACCUGUGGCUUGCCGUCUUCUUUAAUUGCAGUAAAUUUGAAAUAAAGUUAUGUUGUUAGGUUAUUCCUGUUGAAGGAAAUUUCACUGUCAACAAUGAACCACAAAAAUCAUUCGAAGAGAUGACUCCAGAAAUUGUCAUAUCAAAGUAGGUCUUAUAUAUAAUACAUUUCGUUUGUGAAAAUACCACGUGAAUUUAUUACUGCAAAGCAUUCGAUCUGUAAACCCGGAUCUUCAUCAUGCAGUGCUAAUAAUAUCAUAAGUGCACAUUAUAAUAACUGCAUGCAUAUAAUAAGUGCACUGAUGUAGAUCCGGGCUUAGCACUGAUGAAGAUCCGGGCUUACGGAUCGAAAGCUUUGCAGUAAUAAAUUUACGUGGUGUUUCCACAAACAACAAGUAAUAUAAGUUUUAUCGCCAUGUAAACCUACAAAGAAAGUAGGUCUUAUCCUACAAUUUGUACUUUUAUUGAGCCACUGUUCCAGCAUCAUUAUUAAGUAAUGAAAGUCUUCACUCUUUUUCCACAAACGAUAGCAAUGAGCUUUUAUAAAAUUUAUCUUUGUUUCUUUUCAGUUCUAAAAUUCCAAAAGAAGAAAAUUUAGAAAUAAAAUAAGCUCGAUAAACAGUAACCGAGAAUUAAUAACGCUAUUUGCGUAACCAAAUAUAAGUAUAUAACCAGAGUGCUGCAUGGUCACAUUUACCAGACAUAUGGUAGGAAGUGAGACAAAAUAAGAAGGCUGGAUUUUGGUGGGAAAAUAUCAAGGGCUUGCGGCUUCCAUGAAAUGUUAGGGCUUAGAACUUACUAAAGUCAACUGCGUGACGUAUGCACAGUGGUGUCAAGUAACGAAGUAAAUGUACUUCGUUACUGUACUUGAGUACUAUUUUUGAGAAGUGAGCAUGUAGCAAAGUAAAUUUUUUCUGGAGUACUUUUACUUGGAACGAAGUCGUUUUAAGAAGUAACGUUUUACUUCGUUAUUUUCAUUUUGUGACGAAGUAUUUCGUUACUUUCUAACUUUUGUUUAAUUUUACGUGAUUUAUUUCUGUUUUAUUUUAAAUUUGGGAUAGGUAAUAGGACCUCUAUACAUGCGUCUGGGAUCUUUCGUUUGUGGCUUAUUUAUAAGCAUUUAUUUAAUGGAUUUUUCUUCAACGGGGUCUGCAGAGUAGACCAUGCCGUGAAAUUUCGUAUAUUAGGCGAUGCACGCAUAUAAUGCGUGUGCUGGUUUGUGCAGUCUUUUGUAUGUCAAUCCAUUGGAGAAGUCCCCCCCCCCCUACACGCUACAGACAAUAGUACUUUUACUUUUUACUUCAAGUAUUUUUUUAAGGAUACUUUGUACUUUUUACUUUAUGUAUCAGUGUAUUCAUGAAUUAAGGUUGUACUUCCAUCAACGGGUACUUAAUUUAACACAGAUGAAUGGCUAGCAGUUUUGCUCCCAUGAAAUGUUACGGCUUAUAGAACUUAAUACUGUACCACACUAAAGUCAACAACGUGACGUAUGCAUGUACUGUACAUCAAUAUCAGUGUAUUCAUGAAUUAAGGUACAGAUGAAUGGCUGGCAGUUUUGCAGAAAACGUCUUAAAAAGUGUACGCCGUAAGAAACACAUAAAAAAUUUGUCAAACUUUCACUUUGAUCUCUCAUUUAAUAUUUUCCUAGAGGAGGUGCUUGAUCUUUCAGGGGAGGUGCAAAACGAUCUUGGGGUGGUGCGCACCUCCCCUCAAAAUUCGGCCAAUGCAAAAUGACGAAGACAUUUAACCAGGGAUAUUGGGCUAACCCAAAUAGUGUUAUUUCUGGGUUAACCAGAAAAGAUUUAACUACUAGAGUGUUUUUAGUGCAUACUAAUCCACCACUAUCCCCGACUAGGAAAAUUAGUCGAAGAUUUCAUAUUGUCACACUGUUUUGAAAUUGAUCGACGAUUUUUUAAUAUUUUUCAGAGAGCUUAGUAAACUUGGUGAAUGUGACGUAAGUUUGUGUGCUUCAGUCUUACAUUUUCAAUACAAAAUCUAGUUAUACUAAUCUUGAUUGGUAAUUGUAUGUUUCUGGCUGUUAUACAGGACGUUCAGAAUGCUGCUCAUGUUUGCUCAAACUUUAUAAAAGUAAAAAGGUAAAGAUUAAAUUGCCUGAUUUAUUAGUGACGUGUCAUCGGCGUCUUGCUGUAAGCACUACAUACAGGACAGUUCGCCUUGUAAUUCAUCUGUAAGUGUUACAUACAGAUGAAUUACAAGGCGAACUGUCCUUUAGAUUCCUUGUUCGAGUUUGGCAGACAAACUAAUAGCCUUUCUCACGAUGACGAAUAUCCGCCAUUUUUGGGUGGCAUCCAAUUCUCGUUAACCAAUGCAGACAACUCAAACAAUGUGAAAAGCAAUUUUUCAAAAUAAACUAACCAUUUACAAAGCAAACUUACCAUAAUUUGUCAAAAAUAUUAUAAAAAGUCGCUGUUAUGUGGACUUAUCUCGCAGACCUCGGCUGAAAUGCCACCCAAAAAUGGCGGCGUGAGAAAGGCUAUUGUAAAGAAAACCACUCAUCUUCAGUAUAAUCAGUCCAUUGGCAUUGUAUGAAAUUAAUACAGUUUAAUGCCUAAUGGUCGAGGUUGGGACAGUAGUUUGCGGUUGAGAAGAGUUCUAAGACCCAAUUCAAAGUAGCAGUUGUUGCAGCUUGAAAUGUAAGCGUUGCAUACAAGACGUGACAAUCUGACUUGCCGUUGUAAAUAGAGCGUCUAAAGCUCCAGUAUAGAUCCUUAAUUAUUAAUUUGUUUUCUACAAUAUUAUAACAAUAGCGUUGAUGUUCGCGGGCAUAAAUAUGUUUUUGGCGAGGGUUAAAUGAGUUCUGGAGGGCCAAAAAAUAUUUAUGCCCAAGAACAUUAAUGUAUUGUACAUUAUUUAAUUAACUGUAUUGUACAUUUAACUGCAUGUAUUGGACAUUAACUGUAAAAGAUAACAAAAUAGACAUAAUAAGUUCCCCGUAUGUUUGCAUGGCGAUAAAACAUAUAAUAGUUUUGUUUGUGGAAACAGCACGUAAAUUUAUUACUAUAUUAUUAUUAUUAUAAUAUACAUAUUAUUAGCACUGAUGAAGAUCCGGGCUUACGGAUCGAAAGCUUUGCAGUAAUAAAUUUACGUGCUGUUUCCACAAACAAAACUAUUAUAAAAUAGACAUAAGUUCUACAAUGCCCCCUUCACGCUAUACCAAUUAUUCCGUUAACGUUGUCUUAACUAUACAAACUCAGUUUAUAAGCUCGGAAAAAAACGUAAAGUAAACGCAAAAGACAAAAAGAAUAAGAAAAAUAGUUCACACAAUUUAUAAAGUGAUAGUUUUGGUAUUAAAAUAAAGCUAGUUUCGUUUGUUAAAGAUAAACGAACUAUGGAUAAACUUCUAGGUACUUACUGGGCAGUUCUUUUGGGUAUAAUUUAGAGUGAUGCUUGUUCAAGACAGUUAUCCUGAAAAAUUGUUGCAGGAGUGGGACAGAUGGAGAACAAAACAUAAUUGUGAAAAUGAACGUCCUGGUGGGUGUGCUAAUGUACAAAUAGUAAACUAUAGAACUGCAUUUGAAUUUAUAUGUCGUACCUGCAUGGUAGAUGCUGAAAAAUUCAAAUCCCAGAUCUAUGUUGUCUACCCAAAUGACAAUUCGUAUUAAGGAAGAUAAAAGGCUACGAAUCUGCCGACACUUUCUUCAUCCUCUCCUUCGUCUUUUACCCAGCCCUAGACUGGUCCUCCAUCCUUUUAUAUCCUUCAUGAUAUUUUCAGUAAAUUCCUUCAAAUUAAAUCGUAUUUUACACAGUCCAUCCAUCUUUUCUUUGGUUCCGUUUUAUCUCAAGCUGCAUUUCUCCAUCUUGCUCCUUCACCCCUAAUUCUUAUUAGAGAGUUUAAAAGCCUGUUUUCCAGCGCUUCCAGUGCUUUUAUCGUGUUCUCCCAACAUUCCCCUCAUGAAUUAUAGAGAGAAUAAUACAUGGGUGCGCGGAAAUACCAGAUUUAUUUCGAGUGUUGAACAUGAUAUCUCAUGAUAUCUCUGAACAUGUUUAUUAUAUAAAGGACAGUCUUUGAAAAGCGAUCAUUUUUACAGAAAAGUGAUAAUUGAAAAGCGAUAAUUUUCACAUGUGAGAUUAUCAUGAAUAAUCUCACAUGUGAGAUUGAAUAAUCUCACAUGUGAGAUUAUCACUUUUAUCAGUGCUCGAAAUCUCUUUCAAAAACUCAUUAAUAAUUCAUGAAGCAAUUAUCCAAUCUUGAGUAAGAAAUUAGUCGCGUGCAUACAUCUUUAUACCAGCUAAAGAACACUUUAACAAAAGACCAUUGUUAUGCAAACUAUAUAAAGAUUUUUAUAUAAAGAUUUUUAUAUAAAGAUUUUUAUAUAAAGAUUUGACUUAUUAUGCAAACGUUUUUGAAGCCAUUUAAAAAACUCGCAGGUCGUGUUUUAUUAGGUCUAAAGCCACUCGCGCUGCGCGCUCGUGGCUUUAAACCUAAUAAAACACUCCUGCUCGUUUUUUAAAUAGUACAUAAAGCACUAUAUUUUAUAUAAUAAAACACCAUAAAAGCAUGCAACUCGUUUUCAUUUUUCUAAAUAAUGCGUCUAUACUUUCUAGAUAUGUUUGAAUCUGAUCAGUAUUUCGUUGUAUUCGAAUUUCUCAAUGGUGGUGAGGAUAUGGAACGUUUCCAAUUUAAUUCCAUGGAUCAAGCAUUAAGUGUUUUACAACAAGUCGCUUUAUCACUGUCCGUAGCCGAGGAAUCACUCCUGUUUGAACAUCGAGAUCUACACUGGGGAAAUGUUCUUAUUAAGAAAACAAAAUGCAAGGAAAUUCACUAUAAGUUAUGCGGAGAAGAUAUAUUUGUCAAAAGUGCGGGUGUUUUUGUCAGUAUUAUUGACUUCACACUAUCUCGACUUACAAAAGGUACUCUCGGCUAGUAUACUAAUAUAAUUAUGUAAUAAAGUGCGACUAACAGUUAUAAUUCCGGUAUAUUUUAAGUAAGGAAAAGUGCACUAUUAUCUGUAAUUUACGUACCCUAUAUUCAAUUAAGUUUAUGUAUGUAUGCGUCUUUAAUGCAGAACUUUAUGCCACCUUCUCCACUAUCAAAUUUGCCCAAUAUGACGUCAUUAGAUGAAUUACAGAUUCUUACUAAAAAUAUACAAUACAUUUCUUUUAUAAUGGGUCCAAAUAUUGCACAUGCAAAAAAUAUUUGGGGUUAGUGCCACUUUAACUUAAUAUUGCGGUUAUAACAAUUUAUAGCGGCAAGGCUGCAGUUUUAUUGCAAGCAGUUUAGCUGCUAUAUAUAGAUUCUACCGUAUAAGCAACUACCGUAUUAUUGUUCAAUAAUUCCUAACUUCAUAUUAAACACUCGCGAUCGAUGGACUAAUAUCUUGUUUGAACAGGUCCUUUUAGGUCUGGGGAAAAUUUCCGAAAAUUUUGAUGUUUCCUCAAAUAUUUCCUUGUUUGCUCAGCCCUGAAAAACACUGUCGUGGAAAAAUCUGAAAAUAUUUGUUCCCUCGAUUGUGUUCCUCUUCCCCACCGCCGAAAAUAUUGUUUCAACAUUAAAGUCUAGCGACUAUUAUCUUUAUUACAGUUUAUCUCAUUAAAUCGCAAUGCGUGUUUUAUCGUUGUCUGGUUUAAAUAAGCAUGUCUCUAAUAUUUCUAAACUCAAAUUAACAUUUGCUUCACAGAUGGAACAACGGUGUAUUGUGAUCUUUCCAAGGAUCCUAACAUAUUCAAAGGCAAGGGAGAUUAUCAGUUUCAGGUCUACAGGCUGAUGCGGAAAGCUAACAGGUAAGUGGUAUUGUCUUCUCCAAUUGAUGCUAGUAUAUAUAGUUAUCGUGUAUGAAUCCCACUUCUAAUAUACCUUUCGUUAACAUAGGCAACUUUUACGUUUCCUCAACAUCUGAAAACCUUUACGUUUCCUCAAAUUUUACUUAGUUUCUAGUUUGGCAACAAUGGGGGAUGCAGUACUUUGACAUAAAUAUUUGAAUGGUAAUCAAUUUGAAUUCGGGAAGUUUUGCUUCCCAGGAAAAAUAGUCCAAGUGUAUAGUUUCUGUGGUUUGUCAACUUUUCGGAAAUAUGGCUAGAGAUGGGCGUCAGUCCUGGUCAUGCGAAAGGGGGGUUCCUUUUUAUCGAUUUUUGGAUUUGGGAAGGCAUGCAAUUACUAAAUUACACUUAUCACUAAACGUAUAAUAAAGGAAGAAUGGCUAGAUCCAUCCAUGCUAGGUAACAAUGAUUCUGCAACAAUUAAAGGCCCGUUCCAACCUGACCAACAUGUUGGUCAAAUAACGUUGGUAUGCACCAUGUUGGGUAAUGUUGCAUGGAAGAUGUUGGACCGGGUUUGACCAACAUUGUACAAUAUCUGACGAUCACGUGUGAUUAUUGCAUGGCAUUGGUGAUUACGCGUGAUCAUUGAACACGUGCCCCACAUGCAACAUUAGCGAACUUAAGCAAGGCUUAAUCUAGUACAGGGACAUGCAAAGAAACAGCCUUAAAUUUUACACUUCUAUAAUUAUAAACUACUGUUUUUAAGAACUUCGAUAUGCAGGACGAAAGUGCAACGAAGACGGGUGAUCAUAUUUAACAAUUAAAAUCCCAUUUUAAAUGUCGCCGUUGCUCUGUUUACCACGGCGAAAUACAGAUCUGUUUAUCACAUCUUACAUAAAAUGCUUUCGUUUCAAGCUGGGACAACUGCUGUUGUAAAUUGAGUCCGAGAACGCUUUUCAAUCAUAAACCCUGUGUUAACCUUGAUCCUGAAACUGUAUUAUUUUCAUACAAUGCCACAUAAAAAAUAGUUGGUUAGCGUCCCCGCCCGCCCACAAAAAAGGCCCCGCUCAGGAUUUUUUUUAUUUUUUAUUUAAAAAAAAACCCCCAAUUUGUAUUGAUCAAUGGGCUCUAAUAUAUGUAGUAUUUCUGUUGACUGUAGUCAAUUGUGUUAAUAAUUUGCGAAAUUGCGUGCGAAAAUGACGGUAUGAAUCAUAUUUUGAAAUAUAUAAAAAAAAUCUGUACUGCGCAAGAAAAUCCAGUUUAGGACCUAACAUGAGUGAGUAAAACCAAGGCGUUAAAAAUUAGUAAAAAUUUUAAAAAAAGCGGCCGCCCGCCCACUUUUUGGCAAAAGCUAAGGACGCUAACCAACUAUUUUUUUAUGUGGCCUAAUAGACGAUAGGCUUUCGUCUGCAAUCAUUUGGUUCAACGAGUUUGUUUGCCGUCGUACAUGCUUUUAUUUUUAAAGUCGCUGUCUAACACAGACCACUUUCAUUUUACAGACGAUGUUGGACUCGUUUGAACGGGGACUUAGUGUUUCCUAGUUGGCACUAUAUUGGCCUUUUACCAUGAACUGACCGGCACAUUAAUACCUUAAAUUUAUCUUUAGCAAUGAUUGGGAGUGUCAUAAACCAUACUCGAAUGUCUUGUGGAUGCGGUAUUUGAUCGACAAAGUACUCAACGCCAAAAAGUACAAGAAAGCAAACAACAGUAUUCAGAGAAGCAUAAGAACAUACCUUCGGCAAGUUCUUUCAUAUGACUCAGCAUUAGAAGCUGUACAAGACGGUUUUCUGGGCCUUGAUGUUAGUGAUGAACAUUAG